Sphenostylis stenocarpa is the source of this 429-nucleotide messenger RNA. The record is from the annotation of a GenBank genome assembly. Lineage: Eukaryota; Viridiplantae; Streptophyta; Magnoliopsida; Fabales; Fabaceae.
AUGGAAAAGCAGAAGACAGUGAUGGGUUUGAUUCUUUUGCUUUCUGUUUGGGGUGUGAGUGCUUGGACUGGGGAAAUCCAUGGAAGAGUUGUUUGUGAUGUUUGUGGGGAUUCUUCUCUUGGACCUGAAGAUCAUGUGAUUGAAGGUGCUGAGGUUGCUGUCCUUUGCAUCACCAAGUCUGGAGAAGUUCUAAACUAUCAGGCCUUCACAGAUGCCAAGGGGAUAUACACAGUAGCUGAGACAAUGCCGGAGAGUGAUCGGUGGGACGCAUGUCUAGCUCGACCAAUCAGUAGUUUCCAUGAGCAGUGCACUCAACUUGGUGAGGGCAGCUUGGGGGUCAAAUUCAGUUACAAUCACCCAUCAGGAUAUUCACACAUUGUCAGGACCUUUGUGUAUCGACCCACCAGUGUUCCAACUUACUGCAUUUGA